Messenger RNA from Alternaria burnsii, 1815 nucleotides. RefSeq lists its product as uncharacterized. The coding region runs from base 1 to 1815 and encodes 604 amino acids. Lineage: Eukaryota; Fungi; Ascomycota; Dothideomycetes; Pleosporales; Pleosporaceae. The transcript has a single exon. The record is from RefSeq and is a predicted model, not a curated record.
AUGCGAUUGCUCAACACCUCUACGUUACAGGUGGAGGAGUUCCUGCAGAGCCAAGUGCCAGAUUACGUUAUCCUCUCGCAUACAUGGGGCUCUGAGGAGGUUACUCUGCAAGAUAUUCUGUCGAAUAUAGCGCCAUCGAAGAAAGGUUUUGCGAAGCUUGUCGGCUGUUGCAAAAGAGCGAAGGAUGAUGGCUUCAAGUACUCCUGGAUUGACACUUGCUGCAUCGACAAAACCUCGAGCGCUGAACUAUCGGAGGCGAUCAACUCAAUGUACCAAUGGUACAAAGGAGCCUGUAUCUGUUACGCGUACUUGGAAGACGUGCAAGGCAACCCGCAGCUAGACGACUACAAAGCUUUCAGCAAAUCUCGAUGGUUCACACGUGGGUGGACCCUGCAAGAGCUCAUCGCUCCUGGCAUUGUAGAAUUCUACAACGUAUCAUGGGUAGACAUCGGGACACGAAGUAGCCUCCAAAAGAGACUAACGGCCAUAACGGGUAUCAACGAGAAGAUACUUACUGGUGGAAAUCCUCUCAACUGCCCAGUUGCAGUAAGGAUGUCUUGGGCUGCGCGUCGAGAAACCAGCCGGGUUGAGGAUCAGGCUUACUGCCUUUUAGGAAUCUUUGGUGUGAAUAUGGCUCUUCUUUACGGAGAAGGUCAUAGGGCGUUUCUAAGACUCCAAGAAGAGAUACUUCCCAUUGAUGAAGACUACACCUUGUUCGCAUGGGAUGUAAACUCAUCGACAGGAAGCCUUUUAGCCAGUUCGCCUUCGCAGUUUCGUACCUUUAUGCCCAGAUCUGACUUACUGUUUGACGAACUCGAAGACUCUACCCAGAUACAUGAUCGCGACAACCUAUCAAGAACCCCUUUCUCGUUACUUCCCCCUCCGCAUGAUUCCAGGCCUCCGCAAGUAACUAGCCGCGGUAUCCAUAUUACAUUACCAAUUCUUCACUACCAAGAAAACACGUGGCAUGGCUUCCUUGCCGUAAUAAGAAUCGUACCAAACCAGACGUAUCUCUUGUGCGUCGAGUUGUCACAGAUAGGCAACGGAGAGAAUCGAUACGAGAAGACUUAUCGACACCAGGGAAGUCUUGUGCUCCGGCCUGGAAGCACUGUGGAAGAAUUUCGAUACACGUCUAUAUAUGUAAAUCCAUCCGUGGCCCAUUUUGACGAAGUUUUUCCCGCCGAUCGUGAAAAUUGGCAUCCUUCGAUAGUCCGAGUUGAGCUGGAUCGAGCUGUACUAUCCGAAAUUGCGUGCAUCGGUUCUAAUAUGAUCAACCUGCAAUCUCUAUACAAACAGAAGCCGAAUUCUGAACCCUCGAAUACCACAACCACAUUCCGAGGAAUCAAUCUAACGGAAUUUGAUAUCGCACCAGUCCGCCAACAAAUCUUUCUAGACAAACUCAGGACGAUAUCGAAAUCUCUGUGUAAAGAUCAUAGGGAUACUAGAACAGCAAUGACUGAUUUGCCGUAUAUAUACUACGGCUCGGCUUCCUGGGGUGGAGCCGGCAGUUUUCGGUUCCAUUUUAGUCAGACCGUCUUUCUAGACCUCGACUUCCCAUACGGUUUGGAGGGCGAGCCUUGUUUCACUGCCGAACUUAAGAUGGCGGGAAAACGUGGUUCCAUACCUAAGACUGUACAAGGACUGGAUAUAAGCAACGCAUCGGACCGUGCGACUCUACAGGUCAGGGAUAAAACAACUGGAGAUGACAAAGGAUUGCAUAUCAAGAUAGCUAUGCGACGUGUAGCAGCAUUAGCUAUCGCACCCAAUUCGAGGCACUUCGUUCUUAUACUCAGUGAAGAGCACAUGAUGAGAUGA